GCAACCAAUACGCAAAUUCACCUCACAUCUUUUCCCAAAAAAAUGGAAGAAAAUCAGACAAACAAACCACCACGAGUUGUAAAAUAUCGUCGAUGGCAUUGUCCAGUAUGUGAUAUAUUUACUAAUUCCUAUAACCAGUUUAAUCAACACCUCGAGGGAGUUGGACAUCGACACAAAAUAAUGAGCAGAAGUAGUAAAAGCAACAUCACCCAUGAAGAACAAGAAUGUGACAUUGGAUUUUACGUUUUAGCAUUUAUUCAAGUGAUCAUAACUUCUUUUAUAUUAUUUUAUGGUUUAAUCAAAUUUUGUAAUUAAUUUAUAAUAGUUAAUAAAUUACAUAUGCUGUAAUUAUCAUUAAGGGUGCCUUAAAUUUCGCGCCACAGUUUUAAUUGGCGGAGAAGUCGUCCCCAAGCGUUCACGGCUUCUAUGCGCACGAACGAACGCGCAGAACAAUGAGGUAGCAGCCAUUUUAUGUCGGUGCCCAAGAAAAACAUAAUUCGAAUGGCCAAUCUUAACGAAAUUGUGUAAUUAGUGCUCUAAUUUAUGUGUUUCUGCACACGCCACUAUUUUUAGGUGUUUCGUUACUUGACAGGUGGUGGUUGAGGAUGGGGCCGCCGGCGAGUCGCCAUUAGUUUCCCGGCACACUGGGGCGUGGGCGUCGGGGGUGUGGCACGGGGCGUGGGGGUCCCCGUGCCGCCCCCCGGCGACCUACUCGCCACUAUAUCCAUGUUUGAGCAGCAGAUCAAGGCAGAGCCUAUGAGUUUUUACACACACCCCCAUGUGAACACCGGCCCCCCGACAAUAGUCCGCUCCGACUCUACCCACGGCAUCAUUAGCAUGAAUCCUCACCACCAGGAGGACUCGAAGGACAGUCUCUCAGUUCAACAACAAGUACAGCAUCAGCAGGAGCUGAUGGAACAGCACCAACAGCAGGAGCUACAUCACGACGAUGAAGUAGAUAAUUUGAGCUUCAAAGGUAUGGAAGACGAAGGUGUCGAAAUGGAUAUGGAUGGCCGGCAAUGUUCUCAGGGUAUGGGAGUUGACAUGGGAUCAGUUCAAACUAAAAUGGAAGUCUCAAAUGGACAAGGAAUACCGCGGUCUAAGCCGCAAGCCUGUAAGGUUUGCGGUAAGGUCUUGUCGUCGGCUUCAUCGUAUUAUGUCCACAUGAAGCUACAUUCAGGGAAUAAACCCUUCCAGUGCACGGUUUGCGACGCAGCAUUUUGCCGCAAGCCGUACCUUGAGGUACACAUGCGCACGCACACAGGCGAGCGGCCGUUUCAGUGCGACCUAUGUCUUAAACGCUUCACGCAGAAGUCCAGCCUUAACACGCACAAACGCGUCCACACCGAUGAGCACAUGCGCGCUUUGAUGGUGAAGGAGCGGCCCUACAAGUGUGAGCUCUGUCAGAUGCGCUUCACGCAGAGCUCCAGCCUCAACAGACACAAGAAAAUACAUACGGAGGAGCACAGACGAGCCCUGUUAGAGAAAGUGCGGCCGUACCAGUGCCACAUCUGUUUUAUGCGCUUCACUCAGAAGUCCAGCCUGGGCCGACACGGAAAGAUACACACCGAGGAGCACAUCCAAUCGCUGAUCAACAAAGUGCGCCCCUAUCAAUGUGACAUCUGUGACAAGCGGUUCACGCAGAAGUCCAGCCUUGGCACUCAUAAACGUAUACACACCGGCGAGCGGCCCUUCCAGUGCACCGUCUGCCUCAAGUCCUUCACGCAGAAGUGCGCGCUCAAUUUGCACGAAAAGAUACAUACGGGCGAGCGGCCCUAUCAGUGCGACGCGUGUCUCAAGCGCUUCACGCAGAAGUCCAGCCUCAAUAUACAUAAACGGACACACACAGUCCAGGGCAGACCGUUCCAGUGCCUGUCGUGUCCCGCCGCCUUCACCUGCAAGCAAUACCUGGAGAUACAUACGCGCACUCACACCGGCGAGCGGCCUUAUCAGUGUGACAUCUGCCUCAAACGCUUCACGCAGAAGUCCAGCCUGAACAUCCACAAGCGGACGCACUCAGUGCAGGGCCGGCCCUUCCAGUGCCUGCAGUGCCCGGCCGCCUUCACGUGCAAGCAGUACCUCGAGAUACACAACCGCACCCACACCGGCGAGCGGCCCUACCAGUGUGACGUCUGCCUCAAGAGAUUCGCGCAAAAGUCUACAUUAAACAUACACAAACGAACGCACACAGUGCAAGGGCGGCCGUAUCAGUGCAUGGAGUGCCCGGCGGCGUUCACUUGCAAGCCGUACCUGGAAAUACACAUGCGCACGCACACAGGCGAGCGGCCCUUCGAGUGCGAUGUCUGUUACAAACGCUUCACGCAGAAAUCUACACUGAACAUUCACAAGCGAAUUCAUACCGGGGAACGUCCAUAUGCAUGUGAUAUUUGCCAAAAACGGUUCGCGGUGAAGAGCUAUGUAACAGCGCACAGGUGGUCGCACGUGGCGGACAAGCCGCUGAACUGCGAGCGGUGCUCGAUGACGUUUACAUCUAAGGCGCAGUUCGCGCUCCACAUCCGCACCCACUCUAGCGGGCCGUGCUACGAGUGUAGCGUGUGCGGCCGGACCUUCGUGCGCGACAGCUACCUCAUACGACAUCACAACCGCGUGCACCGCGAGAACCACAGCAACAUGUCCGCGAACAGCAUCGGCACCAUCAACAGUGUCAACGCCAACAACUCCAACAAUGGCAACUACGACUCGCCCGGCGUAUGCGAUCUCAGUUUUGUUCCGAUGGUGAAUCGCUACAUGACGUCUCAGGGCACGCAGGUGUCGAUGCAGGACACACAAAGUAAGAUGUCCGCGAUGUCACCGCAGUCGAUUGCCUCGAUGUCGUCCCCGCCGCCACCGCACACGCCCACACCGCAGCCGUCGAUGUCAAUGCGCCACGCUGAAUGAUCCGCACUUCAACUUUUUAUAUCCGUCGACUGAUCAGCGAACAACCCGAGUGCAAUAUUAAAAGUGAGGCAGCCACCGAUGGCAGCUAGUUGUUCCCAGAAAGCGCGAAGCAGAGAGCUGGAGCUCUUUAAACGUCCAGCGUGGACUUUUAUACAGAUCAGAAUUUAUUUUAUAUAUUAUUUAUUUAUCCGUUUGGUUUCGUCGGCCGUGACGCGAGCGCAUUGGAGUGGAGUGGAGUGGAGUGAAGUGGAGCGGAGCGGAGGACAGGUGGAAGGCAGCAACCCUCGAGCAGCACACGACACCGAGUCGAGGACGCAGCCAGUAGUCACGUAGCGGUACCGCCUAUUGUGAUUUUUUAUCCACAACUGUGAUUUAUCUCUACCAUCACACGAUUAUAUUAAUUCGUGGUGGAAUAUAUAAAUCGUUACUUAACUCUCAUCGUAUAGAUUGUAGGCCUAAAUUUUUGAUCUCAUAUUCUAAUUUGCUUAGUGAUAACUUUCGGUAUCGUGAAUGGUGAAUCACCGACUUUAAAAUUCUAAAUUUUUAACGUUCAAUCGCUUGUCGUCCCCGUCUUCAUUAGUCGUAGUGAAUGUAACGAUAUCUUAUUGCGAUGCUUUAACUUAGAUCGUCUCAGUGUAGAGGAGUUCGAUAAUUUUAUAGAACUGUGUUACCGAUAUAAUGUGAAGUAUUUUGAACGGUGAGAAAUUUAAGGGACUCUUUAGGAUGAUACUUCCACCGAUCCGUAGAAACGCUUUAAUAAUGUGUGGUUCAUGUCUCAUAAUAAUAAAUGACAAGUACAAAUAAAAAAAAAAUGUCGCGGAGUCCUCGGAGGCAAUAAUAAAUAAGCUUCACAGAUUAAAUUUAAUAUGAUGUUUAUUGGAGUAAUCCAGAGAAGUGCCUGUUGCAACAUAAAUUUGGCAAUAUUUUUUAAUCGUAUUUCGUUCAUAAUGAAAUUACGUUUGGUGUUCUAAAUGUGUGUUCGCCGCGAGUGGCGCGGGUGUCGCGCGUUUGUUGGCGCAGCAUCCACCGCGUAUCAGUUGUGAAGCUUCUGGAACUUUGUGUGCCUUCUAGCAGAUAGCGAUGUUAGGCAGUAUGUUUAAUGCGUUUCAAAUAAGAAUACGAUCAAUUAUGCGCCUGCGCAUAUGUACAACUGAAUAUCUAUGCGUGUGAUGUGCAAAAAAAAAAAGUGUACAAAACAGGAAACUCAGAACUCGAUUGUAUGUUUACAAGCAUUGCCUAAAGGCAACGGCGGGGCAGGAACGUGAAUUCCUGGAUUUGCACGUUCGCCAACGUGAAAACAUUUCCGUGUAUCAAAACACCGUACCGUCAUAGCAAAGUGGGCCUAAUCUAAGUGGAAAUAGAUUCACAAAUUCUGUAUUACUGAUUUUAAUUAUACAAACGCUAUACAAAAAGCACUGUAGACGUAUUUAAGCUUAAAGUAAUAAGGAAAAGUUCCAUUUGUCCUUGACGCUUCAGAGAUUCGGUACUCGUAAAUGACUUCUCGAUGGCUAGCGUACCAAUCUAAAAAACAGGCACACAAAUACAAAAUGGCGUCUCAUGUGUUAGUGACAUGAGUUAACGUGACGACGGAAACAUUAUCAGAAUCGAAUAAGGGCGUCAAACUUAAUUUUUUGUAUUUAAAUAAUAGUUCUUUUAACAUUUUUUUGGUUAGUAUUUAUGCUAGCGCUAUUUUUACUUUGCUGUCAGUAUGAAGUUAGUCACGGGUCCAGUCGUAUUCUUAUUUGAAGCGAAAAAUAUCAAUCAUAUAACAUCAUUGAAGACGCUUCGUUUUGUUCACUCGUCUCGACCUCAUUUGCGUAGUUACGUUACGUUUCACAUAUUCAUGUUGUUUUUUCACUUAGGAUACUUUCAAAAUUGUUAUACUGUACUGUAUUUUUGGCUGAUGUUUAAGACUUAAUUACCGAUGCUUUUUAUUCGAAUAAUAGUAAUAACGUCUAGUGUAUAGUGCAGUAGUCUUCCAAAACCUUGAGACAAUGUUGUUUUUGCACGCAUAGUGCAAGUUCCGUGUCAGCUGCGGGGGGUUCCUUAGGUUUGCCAUUAUUGAUAUCAAAGAUAGAUUGGUGCCAUUUCUAUAUAAAUGAUAUGGUAGCGUAAGUUAAGUUAAGUUUGCAGGUCAGGGUAGAUGGAAAUAAAAUAUUGUAGAGAACUCGACUUCUCGUAGUGUUAUGUACCGACUUCUGAGCCACUGUUUUUUUUUUUUGUGUUUAACUUCUUAUUGAGUAUAUUGUUUUGUUUUCUGUUCACAUUGUUUUAUAUACAUUAUUUUAUUUCCACAAUGUGGUGUGUGUCCAUUGAGCCGAGGGUCGAAAUUGUAAAUAUUGGUAGGGUUUAUUUAUUCGAAUGAUAUGGAGUAAUACGAUUCAAAAUUAAGGUAAGAGCGUAAUAUGAUUUGUAGAACUGUUUUUCUUCUACAAUCAUAGAGUAUAUCGAACUGAAGAAAAAAAAAAAUUGGAAUUAAUCAUAGAGUAUUUAGCACAGAAGUAUACUUUUGGGUAUUAAAAUCAAAAUUUCCUUGUAGAUAUACUUACAUAAUGAUAAUAAUAAAUAUACAUAUGGAUGUUGUUUGAUAGUCCUCAAUAUUUUUUUAUAUUUUGAUAGUUCUGUAUUUGAAACACGAGAAAAUAGGCCAAUAUCUCAUUUAUCAUUUACAUACGAAAUGAAUAAUAUGUAUGUACACAAUACUUUAAGAUAAAGUAACAUGACGGAUGCAUUUAGUUCCCCAGAAAUUGAAAGUAUAAAAUUAGGAGUAGCGUCAAAAUAUAUUUUUCAUGUUUAUAAAAUCUUUUUUUAUUAAGUUUCUUACCAAGCCAUUGAGAACAGUAUUAUUUAGAGAAACUAGAAGUUUGGUUUAAAGCGUAGUGUAAAUCUUCAAUUACCAGAAAGGAACAGCCAUUGAAAAAAAAACGUUAUUUACCAAUAGUUUGUAGCAACAUUGUCAAGUGCCACGUGAUUGGUGUUUUUCAGUGUUGGUACCGUUGUAUUAUCCAUAGAUAUUAUGGGAAUAGAAACACCAACAUAGUGAACUAGGUACAUAAUAUAAAGUAUAUAAAUGUUUAUCGCCGCCCGUCAGACUCGGUGGGAAUUGUAUAUUCUUUGCGGAAUUAAUUGAAUUACUAUAAUGUGUUUUUUGUUGUUAUCUGUUCCGUCUUUAUCGAUUGUUUUCUUUAUUAUAUUAUAUGAUUGCAUCUAUCGUUGUCGAAUUCUCAUCUAGUCUGGAUGGGGGCCUAAAAAGAAGUGAUCCCGGUACGUUGCGAAAGGUGUUCCCGGUUUACAACCCUUAUUUACGCAUCGAGUAGGGUAAGGAGCACGAUUCGUAACUGAUCAGGAUCACGAGUAAACAGUUAAGACGCAUAAAUUAGUGAAGUAACCAUCUUUAAAAGGUUUUUUAGGGCUAGUCCUUAGUGGUUCAUGAAUUUGUGGGUCUUCUCUGCCCCAACUAUUUUACAUACCGAUGUUAGUUACUAUACAUUUAGAGGGUAAUAUUAAACUAUGUAUUUGAUUGAGUAUCCGCCGGAGCGAUAUGUUACACAUACUUCCUUUCUCCAGUUUUUUUUUCGACCGUAGAAAAGACUGAAUCAAUAAAAUGAUCCACAACUUUUUAUGUGUACUCGCGAAAAUUGUCAAACUGUUUAAGUCGUAUUUAUUUCUGUAUACAUAUAAAAUGUUCGGAGCGGUUGUGGUGUCGGACCAACCAGUUCACGUAACUCAUAACUUCGGUUGAAGAAAUCGUACAUAUCUUUAUCCUGAAUAUAAUGUAUAUGCGUCGCGGAGGCGGAGCAACGCUAGUCCGGGCCGAGAUGCAGUGUCUUGUCACUCGUCACAGUAAUGACCUUGGCACAUCAUAUCGACUCAACACUAACUCUACUCAAAUUAAGGCAUAGAAAUUUGAGCAUUGCAAGUGUCGUUUGAAAUGUAUGACGCUUGGCAGCUUUCAUACAAACGACGACCUACAAUGCAUACUAAGUGGGACACAUAGAUACAACGCCGGCAUAGUAAGAGGUCGCUAAGACGAAGUCCCCGAUCUUAGACGUCGUUCGUCCGAACGUGGCUCUCCUUCAACAGUUCGGGCUAAACUCUGAAAACCCUUACAGUCCAAAAGUCAGUCUAACUCAAGGGCCGAACGUCCCAGAUGUUAUCGAGUCCUGGGGAUCAACUCCGAGCUAGUGCGACUCCCAGGAUGAGGGCCCCGGUGACAAUCCUUCCGGAAUGCAAUAAACACAAACAUUUUUAAAAAGUUCGCUUUAUGUUACAUAAAAAUAAAGCUCACAUUCCAAUGCGUCAAUUUGAGUCGAGUCGAUGUUGAGUCGAGAUUGUGUGGGAAGGCCAUAAUCGUACGUCUAAGCUACAUAAUUAUUUAGUUCUAUCUUAUCGUUAGAUUUACGCAUACUUCCGCUUUGCCAACAUAAUUGCGUUGCUUACAUCAUAAUCAUACGAGAGUACAGCCUAAGGAUUUUAACUUUUUUUUUAUAUACUGAGAGCUAUUUCUAAGUCGCUGAUUUUUUACAAUUUGUAGAUGAACAUGUAUUGUUACCAACAAAUUAAGGCUUUUAGCCAGUCUCGACGCGUUUUGGAGUAUUUUACAUAUUAUGAUUAUAUUACACUUUUAAUUCCUAUUUAAUUAAAAGUCGACGAGCAAAAAUCAUGGCAUGAUUCUUUUUAAACUACGGUCAUUUAGUUAUAGCUCUGCAGAGUUUUUAUUGACCAAUAUUUUUAAACUACAACUGUUUCUCUUUUAUUGUUAAAAUUUUUAGGCUAGUUUAUAUUUUAUAUCAAAUAAGUUAGAUUUGUUAACUGUGGUGUAUUACAUUGCACGUGAAUAAAUAUCACCUUUACAGCCUCCUUUACAUCGGAUAUUGUUUCUUUAGUCUGAAUAGAUUGUGAUAAAUUAUUAUUAGUUAUAUAUUAAGCGGCUGAUAACACUUACGCACCAGCUAGUUAUAGAUACUAAGCGAUGAUCUAAUCAAAUACCGUUGGAUCAGUCCUUUAUUAUGUUAUAUUUUAUCCUAAUGAAUGUAUACGUUUAUUUCUGUUAAAGAAAAAUUGAUUAUAUUAUAUAAUUUCUUGAGACUGACCACAACGCUACAAGUAGGUAUAAAACCGCUCUAGGUGUUAUCAUCACCUUAAACUGAAAGCCUUCUAUAAUAUACUUUGAUAUUAUUGUUUAUCAAUAACUCCUACUCGAGUAUGCAACUUGUAUAACUUAGUAAAGAGGCUGUAAGGGAAAUUAUGUAGUCAGCAUUAUGUAUAUGCUUUAAUGUGAUUUUUUAAAUGUACUCUUUAUUAUAAUAGUAUCAUCUAUCAAUAUAAUUAGCGAACUAACAAAGCGAUUUUUAAAAUUUUUUUUAAGUUCAUAGUGAUUUAUAUUGAGAUCAAAAUAAAUACAGAGUUUAUUUAAUUUUAUGGAAAAUAUACAUUGUAAAAUUAUUAGUGCUCUUUUUGUAAGGGCUCUAUUAAAAAGAAAACUAUAUGAAUGCAAAAUAACAAGUCACGAUUCUUUUAGAGGUCGCCAUGUAGUGGAGAAAAAUAAACGUGCCAUGAUAUUUGUGGCUA
Molecule: messenger RNA, 8469 nt
Organism: Pararge aegeria (speckled wood butterfly)
Lineage: Eukaryota; Metazoa; Arthropoda; Insecta; Lepidoptera; Nymphalidae
Product: zinc finger protein 2 homolog
Exons: 21
Coding region: 727-2898 (723 amino acids)
Biological process (GO): regulation of transcription by RNA polymerase II
Cellular component (GO): nucleus
Molecular function (GO): DNA-binding transcription activator activity, RNA polymerase II-specific; RNA polymerase II cis-regulatory region sequence-specific DNA binding
Source: RefSeq, a predicted model, not a curated record